Molecule: messenger RNA, 869 nt
Organism: Parastagonospora nodorum SN15
Lineage: Eukaryota; Fungi; Ascomycota; Dothideomycetes; Pleosporales; Phaeosphaeriaceae
Exons: 3
Coding region: 50-739 (229 amino acids)
Biological process (GO): electron transport coupled proton transport; aerobic respiration; mitochondrial respiratory chain complex I assembly
Molecular function (GO): quinone binding; 4 iron, 4 sulfur cluster binding; NADH dehydrogenase (ubiquinone) activity
Source: RefSeq, a predicted model, not a curated record
CACUCUCCACUCCUUCUCCACACGCAUUUCCUUUCUGUUUGUCGCCAGAAUGCUGUCGACAACAAGGUCUGCGGCCUCAAUGGCCCUACGAGCCAGGCCAGCGACCGCGCUCAUGCCGUUUCGCGUAGGAAACACAGCUUUCCUCUCCUCGAGCUCCUCCGACAAGGCGAUGACGACACCCGCCACAGUCCCCGGUAACCCGGGAACACCGCCGCCCAUGAAGGUUGCGCGACGGGAGGUGCCAUUGCCGAGUCAGGAGGGCAAGAAGGGCGCCAUCCAAUAUGCGCUUACCACCCUCGAUCAAAUGGCCAAUUGGGCACGUCAGAGCUCCCUCUGGCCUAUGACUUUCGGUCUCGCAUGCUGUGCCGUCGAGAUGAUGCACUUGUCCACCCCACGAUACGAUCAGGAUCGUCUUGGUAUAAUUUUCCGUGCCUCGCCUCGUCAGUCGGACGUCAUGAUUGUCGCCGGAACCCUCACAAACAAGAUGGCGCCCGCGCUACGACAGGUCUACGACCAGAUGCCCGACCCACGAUGGGUCAUCUCCAUGGGCAGCUGCGCAAACGGUGGCGGCUACUACCACUACAGCUACUCGGUCACCCGAGGAUGUGACAGGAUCGUACCAGUCGACAUCUACGUGCCCGGAUGCCCACCAACGGCUGAGGCGCUGAUGUACGGCAUCUUCCAGUUGCAGAAGAAGAUGAGGCAUACAAAGAUCACUAGAAUGUGGUACAGGAAGUAGAGAGUGCAUUUGGGUCGGGCGAAUAUGUGCGGUGGUCAUUAUGCUUGCGAGCUUCGAGGUCUUCAUCCUCUUGUACAGAUCAACUUUUUCACCAAAUUAUUAUGGCUAUGCUUUGCUAGCAGAUUCUUCA